Molecule: messenger RNA, 4250 nt
Organism: Pygocentrus nattereri (red-bellied piranha)
Lineage: Eukaryota; Metazoa; Chordata; Actinopteri; Characiformes; Serrasalmidae
Product: NACHT, LRR and PYD domains-containing protein 12-like
Exons: 12
Coding region: 415-3963 (1182 amino acids)
Molecular function (GO): protein binding
Source: RefSeq, a predicted model, not a curated record
AUUAUGAUGUGACGCACUUUCGCGGAGCUGCGCGCCUUGUGGGCGUGGCUUAUCCAGCACAUGACCCACGUCAGCAGCCGGACUGAGGCUGUGAAGCUGCUACAAAACAAGAAAGAGGAAAGCUGGUCCUGUGCGCGAGGGGAGGAGUGCGGGUUUCAAGGCUGCGUCUGCAGGUCAGACAAACCCGAAAGUUUGAUUCGACUGUUCAGACGCAACCCCAGCGGAGUGCAGACCCCCAGCCCGCAGCCACGACCACCGACAUGCCUCCGCUGGAGCAGACGUUCAUUUAUAUCUGACGUUUAAAGUCCCGCGUCUUCCUGCCAGCUCUGUCUGGGGACGCGAGGAAGGAAUGCAAGGAUGAGCAAGGCAAGGCAAGGCAAGGUACCCUAGAGGAUUAACCUUUCAUCUUCAAUAAUGAAACAGCAUCAGAAAACAGUGAUGAGUGUUCAGUUUGAUGAGCCUCCAUGUGCUCCUACGAGUGAGAACAUCCUUAAUGAACGCACCAACUCACUCAGAUCUUUGCUGAAAGAAAGACUGAAAAAGAAGUACCAAGAUCUUGACACGGCUUACUGUGCUCCACUGAAACUGCAUUUAUUUAAGAGAGCGGAUGAAGAUGUCAAAAGCGAAAAAGUGCUUAAAGGUCUGGAAUGGCCCAUUAAUGAUUUCCUGAACGCUGAGGAUGUAAUUGAGUAUGUUGACCUGUUCAAACCGUGUCCCAUCACCACUGAAGAUAUUAGAACUGUUCUGAUGAAAGGGACUCCUGGGAUUGGCAAAACAACUGCUGUGAAGAAGUUUGUUUUGGACUGGACCGAGGGCAGAACGCAUCAGGACAUCACUUUUGUUUUGCCUUUUAAUCUCACAGAGCUGAGCUUGAUGAAGCCAGAGAAAUGCAGCCUGCUGCAGCUUUUAGGGCUGUUCUUUCCAGAGCUGACAGAUGUUGAUGCUCUCCAGCAUGCCAGAGUUCUCUUUGUGCUUGAUGACCUGAGCAAAUGUAAACUCAAACUGAACUUCUGGUACAUAAAAUCUUGUAGUGAUCCAAAAAAGGAGUUGUCACUGAGUGCGCUGCUCGUAAACCUGCUGAGAGGGGAUUUGUUCCCGAAAGCCCAGAUCUGGGUAACUUCAAGUUCACAGGGAGCUGAUAUAAUCCCUUCUAAAUUUCUACAGCGAGUUGUUGAGAUUCAGGGUCUGGAUGAUGUAGACUGGGAAGAAUAUGUCAGAAGACUUGUUUGUGACUGUACUGUGGCUACAAGAGCAAUCGUCCAUGUGAAGUCAUCAAAUGCUCUUUACUCCCAGCGUUCGCUGCCAGUUUUUUGUCAUGUUGCUGCCACUGUUUUGGAAGAACUGAUGACCAACGCAUGUAACAUGGAACUCCCACUGACUUCAUCAGAAAUGUACACACAUUACCUGCUCAUUCAAAUGAGAGGGAAGGCUGAGGCAAAGUGGAUGAAGACUGAUGCUGAAGAGAUCCUGAAUUUAGGCAGACUAGCGUGGCACACGCUUGAGAAAGGCUCUUUAACUGUUUUUGAAGAGGAUCUCAGAAAGAAUAACGUAGCCCCUUCAGCUGCAGCUGAACUCUCUCAGAGAUGGACCACACUUUUUAAAGAGGAAGAACUAAAUAAGGGGAAGGUUUAUCACUUUGCACAUCAGAGCAUUCAGUCAUACCUUUCUGCACUGUAUGUGUUCGUGAAUUAUAAGACCAGCAAAGGUAAUGUGCUCAGCUGUACUUUGGCAGAAAGAGUGAAACACCUGUUCAAACCAGCGGAGGUCACUGAUAUGUACAGAAGAGCCGUGAGCAAGACUUUGAGAAGCAAAGAAGGCCAGUUUGAUUUCUUCCUCACCUUCCUCAUUGGAAUAUCCGCAGGUCCCAGCUAUGAGUCCUUGUCAUGUUUUCUUCCUGAUUCCUGUCAAAGAGGAAGCUCGGAGAACAUAGUCCCUUACAUAUUGAAGAACAUUGAGAACACCACAUCACUAAAUCUCAUCCACUGUCUCGAUGAACUAAAUGUGCCUUACCCUGGGUGUCAGGGAAAUGUAGAAGAGAACCUCACACCAUCUGAGUGGUCUGCUAUGGCAAAAACCUUGCUGAACUCUGAGGAUCCGCAGAGGACAUUUGAUAUCAAGGAAUAUCUCAACCCGGAAGUGGCCUUUCUGAGACUGUUUCCAGUUAUCAAGGCCUCUAAAGUUCUCAGACUCUGUGAAAAUGAAGACCAGAGCUGGGUGUUGCUUGCCUCUGCUCUGAGAUCGCCGUCCAACAGUAUUACAGAAAUUGAUGUAGAGGAUCACAGUAUCAGGGCAAAACAUAUUAUCUUGCUAUCUGAAGGUUUAAAAAGUCCCAACUGCAAAGUGGAGGUUCUCAGAACACCACAUCUUUAUGAUGAUUACAAGGGAGACCCUGAUCCUCUGAUUUCAGCUCUUUUAUCUAAUCCAUCACACCUAAAAGAGCUGAACUUGAGCUUUUCGUAUGCUGUAUCUGCCAAGACAGUGGAAUGCCUAGAAAAACUAUUAGUGGACCCUGAGUGUCAUCUGGAGAAGCUUGUCUUACAUAACAACAUAAGAAUGUCAGAAACCUCUUUCAAGACUUUGGCUGAAGCCCUUUGUAGCAGUAAUUGCUGUGUGAAAGAACUAGAUUUGUCCAGCAAUUACAGUCUCUUUGAUGAUAAGGGUGUAGUUCGACAUCUGUCUAAAGGGCUUGGAAACCCACGCUGCCCAAUUAUAGUUCUGAGGUUAGCAUUUUGUUCUGUGGAUCACACAGGGGUUCUUGCCCUGGUCUCUGCUCUUUCUUCAAACCCUUCACACCUGAGAGAGCUGGACCUGAGUUACAGCAGACCUGGACUUCAAGCCUUUCUGCAGUUUUGCUCUUUGUUGGAAGACCCUCGUUUCAAACUGGAGACACUGAUACUGGUUAAUAUAGACUGGUGGAAGGAUGACACUCCAUGUGGCACCACCACUUACAGACGAAGCCUUACUGAUAUCAUAAGUGAUGCCUGCAAAGCUCUGGCUUCAGCCCUCAGCUCAUCAAAUCUCAGAGUGCUGGAUCUCAGUAUUAACUGUUUGGAAGAUUCCUCAGUGGAGCUCCUUUCAGCUGGACUGAGCCAUUCUGCAUGUAAACUGGAGAUUCUUAGAAUGGCACGAUGCAAAAUCACAGAAGUUGGAGCUUCUACGCUGGCGAAUGCUUUGCGUCUAAAUCCUUCCUACAUACGAGAAUUAGACCUGAGCUACAAUCCGGUGGAAGGAACCGGCUUUGACCAACUCAACUCGCUAGUCGGAGAUCCAGCAAUCAAACUGGAGAAAAUAAUUGUAGACGGGCUUGGAGAGAAACGAGAAAUUGAAUGGCUUCGGCAACAUGAAUUCCCACUGACUCUGGAUCCCGACACAGCCUCGGUUAAUGUGAAGGUGUCCGAGGGGGACAAAGAAGCUUGGCACAACUAUAACCGACAGCAGCCCCUCCCAGAAAACCCCGAGAGGUUUAAACCGUAUUCCCUAGUCAUGUGUCGAGAAGCGCUCGCUGGUCGCCACUUCUGCCAAGUGGAGUGGUUUGGAAGGUGUGCCACUAUUGGGGUGGCCUAUAAAGACAUUAGCAGGAAGGGGCAUUUUGCAGCCUGUAGCCCAGGAUACAACAAGAAGUCAUGGGCCAUUACAGUGAGCAACCCCUUUCCACUGUCAGAAGCCCUCCAUGAUGGGGUGAAAAAGCGACUUCCUAACCGUUCACCCUGGAGAGUUGGAGUUUAUCUAGAUUGGUCUGCAGGCACUUUGUCCUUCUAUGACAUCACAUAUGAAGAGGCUGGACUCAUUCACACAUUCUAUGCAAAGUUCACCGCACCACUUCAUUUGAUCUUCAGCAUGUCAGCUGGGAUACGCUUGCUGCCACCAAACCCUAGUCCAGUCUGCUGCCAUGACCACGACCUUUGGGACAUGUUCAGAGGUACUAAAGAUUGCAAGGGCUGCAACGGCUCAAAGGCAGGUUAAACUAAUACUGAUGGUGGCCUUCUGCUUAGUAGAUACAAGGUGGUGUCUCCUGACAGCGUCACAUUUAAAGUCAAUGAGCUUUUCAGGAUGACCCAUUCUGCUGUCAGUGUUUGUUCUAAGAAGCUUGCUUGGCUGUGUGCUUGAUUUUAUAUACCUGUUAGCAGUGGAUGCGGCUGAAACACUCAAAUCCAACGAUUGGGAGUGUCCACAUACUUUUUAUCAUAUAAUGUACAUGAAGUGCACUGCUUAUUUUAGAUAACUUUAAUAAAAGUUUAAUUUAAAAAGUU